AUGGAUAAACCAAACAUUGCCAAUGGAAGUUCUUCCACCCCAACCGCCGCUACCGUUACAGCAGCUGUACCACCUCCACCACCGCGUAACGUUUUUCCGGGAGCUCCGCCCCCAGCUCCUACGGUCACUUUAAAAGGGGCUCCGCGACCACCAGCCAUGACUAGUCCAGCAACAGCUGUUGCCGCUGCUGCUGCAGCCGCUGCCGGUGGUUUAGCUGGUGCACAAUAUCGUGGCGCCACCUGGACACCUCAAGGUUAUACACCAGCUGCAGCGGCUGCAGCUGCUGCUGCCGCUGUUGCUCAACAGGCCUAUCGUUAUACGGCUCCAUUGCCUCAACCAGCCUAUGCUGCAUAUACACCGCAUACAACAACUACACCAGCAACAACAACGGUAAGUGAGAAAAUUUAUAUUUUUUGACAAAUUUCGUAUAUGAAUCCCUUGGGAAAUGUUGAAUCUGUGGUAAAUCUGCUGUUGAUUUGUUAAAACAUGAAAAAAUUGCUUUAUUUUGAAAUCCCAAUAUAAAGUUUAUAUAAAAAGAGAUUUUUGAAAAAAAUUAUAAACCAACAUCGAAUCCAUAAUAAAAUUUAUUUUGAAAGAUUCGUUUCUUUAGACAAGUGUCUUUGCAAGACUAGUAUUUAUAGAUACAUAUAUUUGCAAGGGCUGUUUCUACGAGCUUAUUUGCAAGACCAGUUCCCAUAGACAAAAGACCUUGCAACAAUGGUUUCUAUAGGCAACUAUCGUUACUAGACUUGUUUCUAUUGAAAAGUGUCUUAGAUUUUUGAAAGAAAUUAAUAACCAACAUUGAAUCCAUAAUAAAAUUUAUUUUGAAUUAUUCGUUUCUGUAGACAAGUGUCUUUGCAAGACUAAUUUUUAUAGAUACGUAUAUUUGCAAGGGCUGUUUCUACAAGCUUAUUUGCAAGACCAGUUCCCAUAGACAAACGACUUUGCAAGAAUGGUUUCUAUAGGCAAGUGUCGUUACUAGACUUUUUUCUAUUGAAAAGUGUCUUAAAAUGACUAAUUUUUUAUACAAAAUUGUAUUUACAAGACUCUGGUUUAUACAAGUGUCUUUUCUACAUACAAUUGCUGGAAUUGGUCUAUAGACAAAUAUCUUCUCAGACGCAUUUCUAUAAGCAAUGGAUUUAGCAAAAACUACUUCUUUAGGCAAUUGUAUUUGCAAGACUAGUAUCAUUAGGUAAUUAUAUUUGCAAGACUUGUUUAGAAAUUUGUGUUGACAUUACAAAUUUCUUUAUACAAGACACAUUGCAAGAUUCUUAUCUAACAAAACUUUACAAGACUACUUAGAUUUUGAGCAAGAGAUUUUACAAAAAUAUUUUUUAUAUAAAAAUAUAUUUGCAAGACUUUUCUAUGGACAAUUUAAUUUGCAGAACUUUAUAGAAAUUACUACUUAAACGACUCGUUUUCGAAGCCAGAGUCUUUAAAAAUGUGGGUCCAAUGAAUUAAUAUCUUUGCAAGAAUGCUUUAAGUAGACGAUUGUCUUAAGAAAAUCGAUUACACAAAACUCUUAUCUACAGAUUGCUAUACUUGCAAGAAGCAACAGUUUUCGCAAGACUUAAAUCUAGAAGCAACAGUCUACGCAAGACUUAAUUCUAUUUACAACGUACUUUACAAGACUUGUUUUUAUAUACAAAUGUUUUUGCAAUACAAGUGUCUUUAUAUCUACAAGAAAAGGACAUCUUUGCAAGACACCUUUCGUUUCUAGAGAUAACAGAUUUUGUUCAGGUUCUUGUAUAGAUAAGAGUGUCGCAAGACUAGUUUCUACAGAUAACAUAUUUGCAAAACUAACUUCUUUAAGCAAGAAAGUUUGCAAGACUUGUUUUUAUAGCCUAUACCACUAUAGUGGAGAGGGUGUUAUUAUGCGUUGGUGCUGACGUUUGUAACACCCAAAAUUAUUAUUGGUUCUACACCCUGAGUCAAUUUAUUUAUGUCCGUCUGUCUGUGUGAAAUCGGUCCAAUAUUUCGCCUAGUCCCCAUACAACCGUAAGCCCCAAAUAGGGAUUUCUAAAUGACACUACCGAUUUUUGUUCUUUUAAACUUUUUUUGUAAAACUUUUUCAUCGCUUAACUUAAAUUUCUAAAAGAGUCAUGACUGCAAAAAUAGUUUUUCGGCAGAGCACUUGGACCGAUACUGUCCAUUUUCAAUACCAAAUAAACCAUACCUAUAAGGAAGGAAUGUGCAGAAUUGCAUUUUCUUUUUAUUUUUAUCUCCUUUCGAUUGAACCCUAUCGUGCUUUCAACAGACAAAAGGACGGACAGAUAUGGCUAGAUCGUCUUAGAGCAGUGGUGCUCAAACACAUACUACCAUACUCUAUAAUAGUUUUACUUGUGUUGGUAAAGCAGUAUAGAACAAUAUAAAUAAAGCCAACUGUCAAAUAUUUAUUAUGGAUUUUGACAGCCUGCGUAUAUCAACUGCUCUCUCAAGAUUAAUUCGGCUUUCUCAAAAUUUUGUUGUUGUAUAUCUGUGUGUAUUUUAAAAACGUCGCUCACAGACCUUACUUCGAAAAGUACCGAUCAGCAAACUGAUUUGAUUUUGUAUAUCAUUAUAAAAAGAAGAAGAAUUAAACCCUAAGUGUAUGUGUAUCAACUUUGCGUUAGAAGAAUUUUCUUACCCUAUCACGCGUGCUUUGAAAUGACAAUAUUGAGCUCCUCUGUCUUAGAAUUUAAUCCAUAGGAUAGGAUCCAGAAUAUAAUAUAUAUUUUUGUGGGUCUAUGAUUAAUAUCUCAAUGUGUUACAAACGGAAUAACAAAAUCCUUAUAACCCUCAUCUUUUUUUAAUGGCUGGUAUAAAAAAAGUCAGUUCUAUAGAUAAAAUCCUUUGCAAGAGUUGUUACUGUUGACAUGAGUAUUUGCAAAAUAUAUUUUAUUAAAUUAUUUAACUUAUUUUUCUCUAUUACCAGCCUUAAGUAGUUGUAAGUAUUUUAAACUAAAUAAUAUGCAAAAAAUUAAUUGAACCAUUAAAAUUUUGAAAAAAAAAAGAUAUGAACUUUCCAACAGUUGUCAAUCCUCUUCAACUUGUUCCUUUUUCUGUAAAUUAUUUUGUUUUUCCUCUAAAGCUUUUUCAAUGAACAGUAGGCGUAACUUAUAAUAAAAACUUUUUUAAUAUAAACACAGUUUGUAAAAUUUUUUUUAUUAUUUAAAUUUUGAAAAAAAAAAUAUCGUCAUAAACUCAGCGGCAUAUUUUGUUUUACUAG
Messenger RNA from Lucilia cuprina (Australian sheep blowfly), 3208 nucleotides. RefSeq names its product protein alan shepard-like. The transcript is spliced from 2 exons. The record is from RefSeq and is a predicted model, not a curated record. The coding region runs from base 1 to 417 and encodes 138 amino acids. Lineage: Eukaryota; Metazoa; Arthropoda; Insecta; Diptera; Calliphoridae.